AUGUUUUAUCAGCAGUGCCGGCGGUUAAAUAUACCUGUGACUUUUGGCGUGACCAUUGUCGAUUUCGAAGAGAGCGCUUCCCAACGUACAGGAACUGCUAUUGCUGCGGAUGGUCUCCGGUUCACUGCUGAUAUCAUCAUCGCUGCCGAUGGUCUAGGCACAAAGUCUCACAAGCUCGUCGCAGGAGAGGUCAUUCGGGCUAUUCCCACCGGCUUUGCUAUUUGUCGAACCUUUUAUCGUUUAGAUCCAGAGAAGCACGCAGCUCUCUGUAAGAAGCUUACCGAGUUGACGCGGCCCGACUGUCGCUGCUUUUCAGGUGAGGGUUUCCACUGCAUUUCUGUUCUCGGCAACGAUUCCGUCUUCGUUGGUAUUACGAUACCAGAUGACGGCACUGCCCAGGAGUCCUGGGCGGAGAGCAUCACAAAUGAAGAGUUCAUCAGAUUACUCCCGAUGACCGACAGCUUUGACCCUUUGGCACUGGAAAUAAUCCGCAACAUUCCGGAGAACAGCACCACCAAGUGGCAGCUUUGCUGGCGCGACCCACAGCCUAAAUGGACGUCUCCUGAAGGCCGCAUCAUACAGUUGGGUGACAGUGCUCAUGCAUUCAUCCCCUCAUCUAUGUCAGGCGCAACUACUGCGCUAGAGGAUGGCCUGUCGCUGGCUGAAUGCUUGCGGCUCGCCGGCAAAGAACACGCCCAUCUUGCGACCAAAGUCCACGAACUGAUGCGGCUUCGUCGCGUCUCUAUUCUUCAGCGCGUUGGUUUCUCGAACAGGCGGGAAAUGCACCAGAAGGGUGGUUUCGAGGAAAUCGUCAAAAACGAGACUGAUGGCGGAUCCAUGGCGCUUGGGAAGUGGGUUUGGACGCAUAACGCUGAAAAGUACGCGACUGAAAACUUUGCCAAAGCGAGACAGUGCAUGGAAACGAGUACCGAGUUCCAGCACACUAAUAUUCCUAAGGGAUUCAAGUGGGAGGAUUGGUCUAUGAAGCAGGAGCUUGAAAAAGAGCAACGGGGAAUCAGCACACCCGAUUUAAAGCUGAACGGUGAUUGGAGUAUUUACUAG
This is a messenger RNA of Colletotrichum spaethianum, 1062 nucleotides long. Its product is annotated as FAD-dependent monooxygenase fsr3. Gene Ontology annotation, biological process: secondary metabolite biosynthetic process. Bases 1 to 1062 code for a protein of 353 amino acids. The record is from RefSeq and is a predicted model, not a curated record. Gene Ontology annotation, molecular function: monooxygenase activity. NCBI's taxonomy places the organism in Eukaryota, Fungi, Ascomycota, Sordariomycetes, Glomerellales, Glomerellaceae. The transcript has 4 exons.